AUGAGAUCAUUAAAGGGUGCUUCUAGUCCAGAUCCCACAAUGGUAUAUAUAGAUAUGAGAGCUUUAAGGAAUGACAGAGUUACACUUGUCGAAAGAGGUGCUCCUCACAGCUUAUGCUUAAUGGAAUCGGGUAAACUCUUGCCAGGUGUUAAAGUUGUUAUUGCAAAUCCUGAAACACGAGGCCAUUAUAAUACAGUAAAUUGUUUNGUUAAAAGUGAUGCGGAUAAAAACAUUGAAAAGGUAUAUGAAUCAAGCGAUAAAAAGUUAAAGAGCGCGGUUAAGCGGAGGAGAAUAUCAAAGAACGGAAACAAAGCCGAUAAAGCAUCUCAACCUUUGAUACCUUUAGAACUGUUGAGUGAUUUUAAAGCUCAGUUCAAAAUGACAACUACAACAUUCGAAAAAUUAAUUCAGGCCCUUCGCUAUAAUCACGAAAUGGAAAGAAAAUCUGGAAGACCCGCCGUCCCCUUCACCAAACAAUUGCUUAUUGUGGUGUGGAUGCUGGUUAAUCAAGAACCGUUUAGAAUUAUAUCAGAAAGGUUUGUGGUACCAAAAUCAACUAUCGAAAGCUGUUUCAAGAGAAUUAUAUUUUUGAUGGAUCAAGUUAGUCCGGAUAUCAUAAAAUGGCCAAGAGAUAAAGAAGCCACUGAUGAAAUGUUAGCAUUUAAAGAAAUAUCUGGACUUCCAAAGGUAUUAGGUGCCAUUGAUAACAUUCACAUAAAUAUAAAAUCGUCACGUGCCUUACCGGAAGUUUACAAUAAUAGCAAAGGACUUACAACUGUGGUACUUCAAGCAACUUGCAAUCACAAAAUGAUGUUUACUAGUUGCAGUACUAAAUCACCUGGAUCGUUAACGGCCAAGCAAGCAUUUGAAGGUUCUGAAUUAUCUAAACAAGCUAAAGACGAUCAAAGCAUGUUUCCUGAAGGAGCUUACCUAGUAGGACCGUGUAGCUAUCCACUUCACACAUGGCUAAUUACACCGUAUCAAGGAGAACAACUGACCGCAGAACAUGAACAUUUAAAUAAUGCAUUGACUGAAGCACACAGACCUAUCAGCAAGGCAUUGAAAUUGUUAAUGACACGAUUUCAACGUUUAAAAAUGUUAGACAUGAACAGGUUGGAUUUAAUUCCAUCCUGCUUAAAAACUACUUGUGUUAUCCAUAAUGUGUGUAUCAUGAAUGAUGACUUAAUGGACAUAACCGACGUAGACAACGAGUAUAAUAGCUUCGAAUGUGCAUUACUUACUGACAUUCAAGGAAUCGAAAAAAGAAACUCUAUAGCUGAUCAGUUAUUCAAUUCUUAGCAUAAUAAUUGAAUAAUUUUUUGGUUGUAUCAUAAAGCAUUUGAAUGUACCAUUAGCCAUAUUAAAAACUACUGUAUUAAUAUGUAAAUAAUAUAAAAGUAAUAAUGAUCAACUCACAAAAUAUUUAUACUAUUAAAAUUAACUUCAAGUUAAAAGUUUCAAACUUAUUCCAUGGUUAUAUUUACAAUAUAUCUGAUAUAGUAACAAAGUUCAGGUUGAACACUAGAGUGCAAUAAGCCAUUUGCAUUAGCAACCCUAAAAUUGGCACACGCUUAGGUUUUUGUAGUCUUGAGAGAACAGUUUGCCCCAACAGGUACCAGCUUUCAUUUGGUGCAGUUGUUUACAGGACUAAAAUAUUGUAAAGGGUCCUCUAAAGUUUAUGGCAUACAUCUCUAUAUUCACAAAGGUUAGGAAAUUAAAUAAAAUUUUUAAAUUGUCAGUAAUUACAUUAAAAAUUUCUUCUGUGAUAAGCAAGUUAAUGUCAAGCAAAAAAGGAAAAACAUUCCAAAAGUAAUCUAUAAAAAAGAUAAACAAGAUGAAAAUUAUUAAUUGUAACAAAGAUUAAAAAAAAAUAAAUCAUAAAGGAAUCACAAAAAUAGGCUAUAUUUUAUUUAAUAUACUGUUAUAAUAUAGUGUAGUGUUGUCAUUGUGCAAUGAGCAAAAUAACGAUGUAAUUGGAAAAAUAUAAUCUUACAC
This is a messenger RNA of Centruroides sculpturatus (bark scorpion), 1995 nucleotides long. Its product is annotated as protein ALP1-like. The record is from RefSeq and is a predicted model, not a curated record. NCBI's taxonomy places the organism in Eukaryota, Metazoa, Arthropoda, Arachnida, Scorpiones, Buthidae. The coding region runs from base 1 to 1299 and encodes 432 amino acids. The transcript has 4 exons.